AUAUUUCCGGUCCCGGUGCGCUGCUUCGCGCCUUUGGCACUUUGUUCCAAGCCGUGUUUCCGCAACCUGCACGUUGUGUUUUUUGUAACUGACUGCCGUACAACGGAGUAAUGGCUGAUAGCGGAACAAGCGACAGAAAGAUAGUGUUGGGUGUUGAUGCCAGCGAGCACAGUCAGCGUGCUUUUGACUGGUACAUCAAGAACUUGUGCGACAAGGAAAGAGACCAUUUACUUGUCAUCCAUGCCCACGAGUGUCCAUCUGUUUCAGUUCCUUACGCCAGUGGUAGUGCAUACUUUGAUGACGUACGAUAUUUGGUGGAGAAAAGUACGAAACAAGCCAAGGAACUGUUGGAGACAUUUGGCGCGAAAUGCAAACAGCACGGGCUGAAUUUCAAGCUGUACAAGGAGGAAAGCAACAAUCCAGGAGAAGUGAUCUGCAAACUGGCGAAAAAUGAGAACGCGCAAUUUGUUGUGAUGGGUUCCCGUGGGGUUGGCACAUUGCGCCGUACCUUCCUCGGCAGUGUUAGCCAUUAUUGUGUUCAUCACACUAAUAUUCCACUGGCUGUCGUGCCACCCCCAAUAAACUAAAUCGAAACGGUGACAAUGCUUGUAAAAUAAUGAUUGUUCUUAACUGACCGAUCAGGCUGCUUUACCGUUAUUAUUGUAUGGAAACAACUUGCUUUAUUCAUCAUGAAACGCAGAGGCGGAAAAGAAUUUUUAAUUGAAUUAUUUAUAGAAUUGAAGAAAUUUUUGAAAAACUGAACUGAAUGAUUAAACUGAAUCCAUACUUCUUCUUAGGAAGAUCGAAGGAGUCUCUGCUCCCAGGGUAAAGACCUCUGGAAAACAGGCUGAUUAGACAACCUAUUUUGCGCGCAUCUGUUUUCAUCUAAACAAAUAAAAAUAAAAUGAUUGCUGUUUUAACUGA
Orbicella faveolata is the source of this 924-nucleotide messenger RNA. RefSeq lists its product as uncharacterized. NCBI's taxonomy places the organism in Eukaryota, Metazoa, Cnidaria, Anthozoa, Scleractinia, Merulinidae. The record is from RefSeq and is a predicted model, not a curated record.